This is a messenger RNA of Lycium barbarum (goji berry), 1896 nucleotides long. RefSeq lists its product as uncharacterized. The coding region runs from base 1 to 1896 and encodes 631 amino acids. Gene Ontology annotation, molecular function: zinc ion binding. The record is from RefSeq and is a predicted model, not a curated record. NCBI's taxonomy places the organism in Eukaryota, Viridiplantae, Streptophyta, Magnoliopsida, Solanales, Solanaceae. The transcript has 4 exons.
AUGGACACCCCUACUGGUAAGAGAUUUAUCCCUGCUCUUUUUGAUCCUGCAUAUGGUACAACUCUCCAAUCAGUGGUAUUGUACUUGCUUGAUGUUGUUGCUGAUGGUUCUAGGCCUGUUUUAAGAAUAAGUGUUGUUGAGAGGUCUCAAGUUGGUUCUACAUCAGCAGCAGCACCCCCACCCACAGACCCACCACUGCCACAACCGCCAGCCGGUGAAGCUUCAAUGCAACAUGAGAGCAUGGGGGAUCAUUUUAUGGAUAUGGAUGAUCCUGAUAGUAAUGACAAAGAGUGUGAUAGAAAUGAUAGGGGUGAUGGGCAGCCACCAAGUGGUUCACAAAGCAGCCACAACUUCAGUGAUGGAACCGAUUUUUACUGUAGGCAAACAUUUGAGAACAAAGAGUAUUUAAAGGCCAAUAAGUACGACAACUCGGACAGGUUUCGCAUUUACAAGUACGUUGGUGAUCACACUUGCGGGGUUGAACACGUUACGAGCACUCAUAAGCAUGCCUCGACAACUGUCCUUGCAUCAGUCUUGAUAAAUGACUAUAUUGACAACAAAGGGCCAACGACAAAGGAAAUCCAGAGGACGGUUUUCAGGGAGCUCCAUUGUAAACCAAGCUAUUGGCAGUGUUGGAGGGCAGGUGUAACGGCUAAGCACAUGGUUAGGGGUACACCGGAGCACGGGUAUGCUUGCUUACCGACUUAUUCGUACAUGGUUGAAAAUCUAAAUCCAGGUUCCAGAAUUUGCAUUAGUCUUGAUGAUGCAGACAGGUUCAAAUAUUACUUCGUAGAUUACGGAGCUUGCAUUCGAGGAUAUAAACACAUGCGAAAGGUUAUUACCGUUGACGUCACACAUUUAUACGGGAAGUAUGAGGGUGUGUUGUUGUCUGCCGUCGCACAGGAUACUGAGAACCAUAUCUAUCCAAUUGCUUUUUGCGUGACGGACAAGGAGUGUGAUAAAUUCUGGACCUACUUCUUCGAGCAGUUGAGGUAUAUAAUCGCUGAUGAACCAGACUUUUGCAUCGUCUCUGAUAGGCACAAGAGCAUGGCCAACGGUGUUUCCAGAAUUUUUGAGCAUGCUCACCAUGGACUAUGCAUAAAGCAUCUUGGUGAUAACCUUCGAAAAAAUUUCCAAUGUGGAGAUUCUCUUCAUAUGUACUAUGAUGCAGCAAAGGCAUACGGUUUCCAGGAGUUUAAAAAACAUUUUCAAAAAUUAAGGAAUAAAUGCCCCGAAGCUGCUAAUUACCUCAAGUUUGAUAUUGGAUUUGACAAGUGGAGCAGGACAUAUUUUCCAUCAAAUCGGAGGUUUGCUAAAAUAUUCAGGCAGAGACGUGCAGAUAUCAGCAGUUCAAUCAAUUUAUUUGUUCCUUUGGCUGAAAAGACGCUAAGGGAAAAGAUGAAUGAGGGCGACUCCUUGUUUGUCAAUAAUAUAAACGGGGAUACCGACGAGUUCACUGUAGUCGGCAGUGGCCUAACUACCAAAGUCAAUCUACUGAACAAAACAUGCAUUUGUAGAGAGUACGACUUGGUGAAAUUACCGUGCGCUUACGCGUUGGCAGCCUUGAGAUUGAAGUACGGACCUGAUUAUGGUUCAAGCAUCUACGAGUAUUCCUCGCCCAUGUAUAAAGUUCAGUCUUACAUUCUUGCAUUUGGUGAAACUAUUAAUGUAGUCCCUGCAGAUUCAGAAUGGGAAGCCCUAGAGAAGUACACAAACAUGUAUAUUCCUCCACCCCCUUACGACCCCAAACUUGGAAGGAAGAGAGUGAAGUGUAUUCCUGGCGUCGUGGAAUCUUUCAAGUCCAAGGGAAGUAGCAAAGGGACGAGAAACAAGUGCUCGAUUUGCAAGGGGGAUGGUCACAAUAUUGGCUUUAACUGGGGUGUUGGAUAUUCCUAA